UAGGUGCUUCCUCCACCCUGCGGUAGAGUCAGCCUUAGAUCUCCUGCUAAGGCUGCUCUGAGCUGCUUUGAGAAAGCAAAUACUGUCGCAGGCGGAGGGAGGAGGAGGAGGAAGAAGAAGAGCAGCAGGAGGGGGGUGUGACUCAAAAGAACAAACUUCUGCUUCGCUGGAGAAAGAGUUGAGGAAGCCUUGAGAAUCUUGUGCUGCCACUGUGACCUUCGAUCGCGCGCACACCCCACUCUCCCCUGCCUGGCUCAGCCUUACAGGGCAGGGACCCCACCUGGACAGAACGGACCUCUUGAUAAGAUAGUAUCUGCAGAAGGCCCUCACCUGCAGAGCACAGUGAUCAACUGGAUAUAUAACUGCUGGUUGUAUCCUUGUCUCUCAACUGCUGAUGAGGAUGGAGCAUAACCGUCCAUGGAGCAUCACCUAGAAUUGUUCCUGAGAGCUGUUUCCGUAUCUGUGGGGGGAAAGUGGACGAAUGAUACUGGUCUCCCAUUUCCUUGCAGCCGGAUAAUGUAGUGACAGGCUGAACCUGAGAAAAGCAGUGAUUUAGACCCUGGUGGUAUUGACUUGAGACUCUCAUUCCAAGUUAUUCCUUCCCUCAUGGAUCAAGAGAUUGGCAUGGAUUCCUUGCUGGACCUCAGCUUCCUGACUGAGGAGGAGCAGAACGCCAUUGCAGAAGUGCUACAGAGAGACGCGCAGCUCCGGAUGUCGGAGGAGGGACGCAUCAACAAACUGCGGGAAUCGGUCUCGGAUCCUAACUGGUUGAAGAUCCUGUCUGGGGACUGGUUCUGUGAUGUCCGUUCCAAACGACACCGGCACAAUCAUUUUGGCUCGGACAUUGUCCGAGCUUCUAUCCGUCGGAAGAAGAAGCCCAAAGCAGGCGAAUGGGAUCCAAAGCAACGAGCCAGCUUGGGGGACCUGGAGGUGAUCAGCGAACCCCCAGCAGGGGAAGAGAACAUGCCUGAUGUUGUGGAUGGGCUUCCUAGUGAGACAAGUUCUCAGCCGUCCAGGUCUAAGGAGGCUCAGAUGGCUGCCUUGACUCCUCAGGAUGUCACCCAGCCCCCAGAGCAGAUUGAUGAAAACAAUCCAGAGAGAAGCAACUCAUUUAGUAGCCUGAGUUCAGAAGCUGGGGAAGAGGAACAGCAGAACAAUAGCAUUCCAGCCAUCACGGUCACAGUGCAGAGUAAUGGAAGUCUCGAAAAUGGCCAGGAAGGAGCCUUGGGUACAUCAUCUCCAAAGAAUAAUGCAGUGAAUAAAUUGCUGAGCACCAGUUCCUCAUUCUCUAGUUUAAGCUCAUCCACGAUGAGUGGCAGCAUAAUGAGCGUAUUUAGUGACAAUGACAUUGGAAACGUGGAUGUCCGCGGCUGCAUCCAGUUCUCCCUGCAGUACGACUCCAAGAAGAAAGAGCUGCAGGUCCAAGUCAUCCAGUGCCGGGACCUUGCUGAAGCCAAGAAGCAGCGGUCGGAUCCGUAUGUCAAGACCUACCUCCUUCCCGACAAAUCCAAUCACAGUAAGAGAAAAACUGCUGUCAAGAAGAAGACCCUGGACCCCAUCUUCAAUGAGACCCUUAAGUACAAGAUUGAGAAAGCUGAUCUCCAGGGCCGGAUCCUGAAUGUGUCUGUUUGGCAUCACGAUGCCUUGAGCCGAAACCUCUUCAUGGGAGAGGUGGAGAUUGCCUUGAAUGCUUGGGAUUGGAGCAACACAGGUCCGCAGUGGUUCAACCUCCAGCCCAGGACCCCAGUCACUCCUGAUGCUCUCUCCAGCCGUGGCAUACUUAACCUGGCGUUGAAGUUCAUCCCUGCUGGAUCAGAAGGAGAAGGGCUUCCUCCCACUGGAGAGCUUCAUAUCUGGGUGAAGGAUGCACAGAACAUCAUUCCUCACCGGGGCAGCACCGCAGACUCUUUCGUGCAGUGCUACAUCCUUCCCGAUGACAGCAAGUUGAGCCGGCAGAAGACCCGCACUGUGAAGAAGAGCCUCAGCCCAACCUUCAAUCACACCAUGGUCUACGAUGGCUUCCAGGCCAAGGACUUGGCCGAGGCGUGUGCCGAGUUCACCAUCUGGGACCACGAGACAUUCUCCAAGCAGCGGCUCGGAGGCGUCCGGCUGAGUCUUGGCACUGGGAACAGCUACGGCAUGCCGGUCUCCUGGAUGGAUUCAACCGAAGAGGAGCGCCAUGCCUGGGAGAUGGUGUUCAAGCAGCCUGGGCAAUGGGUGGAAGCUAGACUUCCCUUGAGGACCAACUUGAGCCCGAGGACAUAAUUCCCUCACCGUCGCCAGUCUAUAGCAGGAUGCCUACGCUUCGGGCACAACGAUGGAGGAAGAGCUGAUCGGCUUCGAUAGCAGGGACCUCAUGGAUGUGAAUUGAGGAACUCCAGCGUCUCUGCAGAGUUUAAUGACAGCCAUGUUGUUUUUAGAAGGGCCACCUCUGGCUGGAGACAAUAGACGUGGUGCUGCUAGGAGCUCAUGCCCACUUGGACAGACUCAGGCUGUGCUGCUACCCUAUCCGAUGGCUGCCUGUUCUCACAGACUUAAGGAGGGGAGAAGAACAUGGCUGACUCUUAAAGAGGACUUCCUUGAAGGCUUUGUGCUAGGCCAGGGGUAGGGAAUCUUUGGCCUGCCAGAUGUUCCUGAACUGCAACUCCCAGCAAUCAUUGCUAAGGGUCGGGGAUGAUGUCGUUCAGUGACAUCUGGAGGGCUGAAGGUUCCCACCCUUGUGCUACACACUGUAGUUUGGGGUAUACAAAACAAAAUACCCCAUGAUGAGAGCCCCAUAGCGCUAGAGCUAUCUUCACUCUGUGACCUUUAUCUUCCUAACCUCCUCUGCAUACUAUCGGCAGAGACAAUUUCCUCCUUUAAAAAAAAAUAUUAUUAA
Rhineura floridana is the source of this 2878-nucleotide messenger RNA. It is a transcript of the gene SYTL1, whose product is annotated as synaptotagmin like 1. The record is from RefSeq and is a predicted model, not a curated record. The transcript has 16 exons. Gene Ontology annotation, molecular function: small GTPase binding; neurexin family protein binding. Gene Ontology annotation, cellular component: exocytic vesicle; plasma membrane. Bases 607 to 2265 code for a protein of 552 amino acids. Gene Ontology annotation, biological process: exocytosis; intracellular protein transport. Lineage: Eukaryota; Metazoa; Chordata; Lepidosauria; Squamata; Rhineuridae.